Molecule: messenger RNA, 1537 nt
Organism: Zingiber officinale
Lineage: Eukaryota; Viridiplantae; Streptophyta; Magnoliopsida; Zingiberales; Zingiberaceae
Product: ribosome production factor 1-like
Exons: 12
Coding region: 266-1327 (353 amino acids)
Biological process (GO): maturation of 5.8S rRNA; maturation of LSU-rRNA
Cellular component (GO): preribosome, large subunit precursor; nucleolus
Molecular function (GO): rRNA primary transcript binding
Source: RefSeq, a predicted model, not a curated record
AACCCUAUUUCUCCGCUUCUUCCUCUUCUUUCUCCCCACGCCGCCGAUACUCGACGCCGCGUCGCCGCCGGCUGCCGACCGCCGUGCCCCCCCGUUCGUGUCGCCGUCGCCCUCGCUCGUCGCAGUUUCCGACGCUCAUCGCAGGAGCUUCGUCCGCGGUACCCUGUCCGUAACAUCGAGGACACUAGCUCGCUCCUGCUUGUCAGAAACCUUCUUCGCUUCCGUUCGCAACCACCUCCGGCAACAGUUGGCGAAAGGAGAUAACAUGGGCGGCUGGGUGAAGAGGAAGAGCGCCGGGAGCGAUCACGACGAUGACGUUGAUGGGAAGCCAAAAGGGAAGAAGAUCAAAAAGGACAAGACGCUUCCUUCCAUGAUUAAAAACAAGGAGAAGCGGAGCGAAGUAUAUUCUAAGCUCAAACGUGAGAAGAGGAUCGAGAAGCGGAAGCAGGCCAAAGCGAGAGAGGUUGCCAUCCAAAGAGCUCUCGAACUUGGCGAGGAGCCACCACAGAAGAGCGUGCCUCGGACCAUUGAGAACACCAGGGAAGUUGAUGAAACUAUUUGCCGACCAGAUGAUGAAGAGCUAUUUGCAGCAAACAAUGCAGAUGAAUUCAGUGGAAUACUAAAGCAGGAAAUAAUUCCAAAAAUACUAAUCACCACAAAUCGUUUCAACUCCACUAGAGGUCCUGCUUUAUGUGAUGAGUUGGUAUCAGUGAUUCCCAAUGCUCAUUUCUACAAGAGAGGAACUUACGAACUGAAAAAGAUUGUUGAAUAUGCGAAGAACAAAGACUUCACUUCCAUCAUUGUGGUCCAUACAAAUCGCAGAGAACCAGAUGCAAUGCUGAUAAUAGGCUUGCCUGAUGGACCCACUGCACACUUUAAACUAUCCAACUUAAUUUUGCGGAAGGAUAUCAAGAAUCAUGGAAACCCUACAAGUCAUAAACCGGAGUUAGUACUGAACAACUUUACUACUACAAUUGGUCAUCGUGUUGGCAGGAUGAUACAGUCACUAUUUCAUCAAGAUCCCAAUUUUCGUGGUCGUCGUGUUGUAACUUUCCACAAUCAACGUGAUUUCAUAUUUUUUAGACACCACAGGUAUAUAUUUGAAACUAAAGAACAAAAAGUCAAUCCCAAAGAAAAGGCGGCUAAGGACUCCAAAAGCAAAAAUUUACCUCAACAGAAAGUGAUUGCACGUCUUCAGGAGUGUGGCCCUCGCUUUACUCUUAAAUUAAGGACCUUGCAAAACGGUACAUUUGACACCCAAGGCGGAGAAUAUGAAUGGGUACACAAGUCGGAUAUGGAUACCAGUCGCAGGAGAUUUUUCCUGUAAGCCUGUGGUUUUGCUUUGGAGAUGCAAACGUUAUCCCCUUCCAAGUGUUCCGAGUUUCAACUGUUGCGUGCUUUGUAAUUUUUUUUUGGUAAUAUUAAUUAAGUCAAGCCUUUUUGGGAACAAUUGUUUAUCGAGCACUUAUAAAUAUACGUCAGAACAAUUGUUCAUGGAGUUUGGGAAUGUUAACGGAAUUUCAGCUUAUAUUUAUUA